AUGUCAAACCCAAACCACGUGGGCUCCAACGAAGCGCGAGCCAUCGGAAGCCCGGCUUCCCAGGAGCAUCUACCCCUUCUGAAGCUGGGACUAGAAGUCGGUAUAUCUAGAAAAGGAUGUCCUCUCGAUAUCGGCUGCAUGUCGCCGCUGGUCUCCGCAGCUUCCGUCUGCACAAACUCCUGA
Molecule: messenger RNA, 183 nt
Organism: Penicillium hordei
Lineage: Eukaryota; Fungi; Ascomycota; Eurotiomycetes; Eurotiales; Aspergillaceae
Exons: 1
Coding region: 1-183 (60 amino acids)
Source: RefSeq, a predicted model, not a curated record